Molecule: messenger RNA, 2740 nt
Organism: Oryzias latipes (Japanese medaka)
Lineage: Eukaryota; Metazoa; Chordata; Actinopteri; Beloniformes; Adrianichthyidae
Product: leucine-rich repeat, immunoglobulin-like domain and transmembrane domain-containing protein 2
Molecular function (GO): protein binding
Source: RefSeq, a predicted model, not a curated record
AAUAGGCUUUCUUCCACUCAGCUCAUAGGCAUGUUCUGCCCUCACAGGCCCAUUUCACAUGCUUGUCCAGGAACAUGGAUGUCUUUUAUGUUGUGUUAGGUAUCUCGCUAGUGUUUUGUGCUCUCAAACCUGGAUAUUCGUCUUGUCCCUUGGGUUGCUCGUGCACAGAUGACAGCAUGGGGAGAUCUUUACUGUGCAUGGGGACCUCCAUGGACGAAAUGCCGGAGGACAUUUAUGACAACUUUACCAAAAUCCGAAUAGAAAACUGUCGCCUGAGUGAACUACGUCAAGGCUCCUUUUCUCAAGUUGGGGACCUGGGGUUUCUCUGGCUCAAUUUCAAUGAGAUCACCUUGAUGAACAUCAAGAGUUUGAAGGGUCUAACCAACCUGACAGAGCUAAGAUUACAGGGUAACAAACUGACUUCUGUACCAUGGACUGCAUUUCAGGAAACGCCUAAACUAAAGAUUUUGGAUCUAAAGCACAACCGCCUGGAUGCUCUGCCAGAAAAUGCUCUCAAACACCUAUCUUCCCUGACCUACUUAGAUUUAUCCGCCAAUAAGCUCAGCAUCAUAUCAAAAGAAGUGUUCAUUAAUUGGCCUCUUUACCGAACAGCAGAAAAAGUGUGGGACAAAGACGGGCUGGUCUCCAAUGUGGUUCUGGCUCUGAACGAGAACCCCUGGUUGUGUGACUGUCGCCUCAAAGGCUUUGUUGAGUUCAUCAGGGAGGUUGGCCCUCCAAUCAUUCUCAUGAACUCUUACUUGAAGUGCUCAAGCCCAGAUUCCAAAGCCAACAAGUUUUUCCAUGAGAUCCAGUUAAAAACAUGCAUGACGCCAGUGGCUUCUGCUCCAGAAACAAGCUUCACUCUACCUCUGGGAACAAACACGACUUUAACGUGCAUAGUCAAGGCCAGGCCAGCUCCAACCGUCCAGUGGAUGUACAGUCUGAAAAUUGUUAGAGGAUUUGUUGUUAAACAGACCCAACUAGAUGAAGAGACGGUCUCUUCCCAGCUUUUGAUCCCGUCUGUACACGUCGCAGACCGAGGGGUCUACACUUGCAUCGCCAACAACUUUAUUGGCAAUUCCUCUGUCAGUGUUAUCCUCAACAUCAACUCCAACAACUCCUCUAUGCCACUUCCUCCUGUCCCCAUGGUGUCAUCUAAUGACAACACCCACAUUGAAAUCCGCAUUGCGAAGCAGACUGUUUAUGGGAUCACCUUGGAGUGGUUCGCAACAACAGAUAACCCUGGAGAAACAUGGUUCACCAUCCACUUUGGCAAAUACAAUUCACCCAAGAAGGAGAUUAUCUAUAUUGGCCCUGGCAUCAACAGCUAUACAGUUAGCAACCUGUUUCCUGUCACCAAAUACGAGGUGUGUGUUACUCUGAAGAACCACCCACCCAGAGACAGUCAGUGUAUUGUAUUUAUCACAGGAAGUGACAUUAGCGAGCUGGAGCAAAGGGAGAAGCUCAUUCAUAUCAUAGUCAUCGUGUGUGCUAUGGUACUGGCUGUGCCAGCUGGCAUGUACGCGUGCACCACAGAGGCGCGGUUCAGCUGUGUGGACCUCUGCCUGGAUAUGCGGAGGAAGUUAAGAAUGCAACGAGAGAACACACAAGAAACAGAGAGGCAUGCCACCUUUGACAGUCUCCAGACCGCCAGUGAUGAAGCCUUCUGCCGGAAAUCCCUGGAGAAAGUGAAGAGGCGCAAGUCUGAGGACAAGUGUAGAGGAGGAAGUGCAGCUCAGCUGUAGUAGCAUCAGCUGAAAAUUGGACAAAGACAGACAGUUUUUUUAAACUAAACAUUUUUUUCAACUCUAUUUUGUGCCAUUUUUUUCUAAACAAUGUCUUUGUGACAAGUGGAACUAGCUUGAAAUAUUAAAUUGGUCUCAUCUGAAAAUGAAGAUGCCUUCCAUCUCUCAGUUAAGAAUAGUUAUUUUUGUCUUUUUAUCUGGUCAAAAUUAAUACGUUUCAUUGUAUGUCUUUCUGAAACUAUUCCUGUAUUUCUAUAGGUUUUAUCAAUUUAUUAUACCAUAUACACCAGAAUAAAGACAAUAAUGCUAACCCACAAAUUAUUACAAACAUUAAUUUUAUGAAGGUAUUUUUUCUGUUGCGUCUGUUUUACUUAGGUCUUCAGUGUAAAUGAGAACUAGUUCUAAAGUGACCUUUCUGGUUAAACAAAGGUUUGCUCACAUCUUUACUACAAGAAAAACAUGAUUUUCAAUUUUUUUUUCUCAUCAAACCCCAAACAUCUUAUUUUUCACUGGUGAAAAUUUUUUUUUAAUGUGGAUUAAGGAGAAGACAAAUGCUGAUAUGGUCAGGUUUUUACAGUACAAUCAUCCGGGGGGAUUUGUUGCGUAACCAGAACCCUCCCAUGAUUUUAUGCAUACACUGGUAAGAAGAUUAAAGUGAUUUUCUGACUUAAUACUAGUCAUUGAAACAGGAUAUUUCCAUUUAAUGCAACUUUAAAUAUUAAUAUGAGCAAAGGAAAUAAAAAAACAAGCAGAUGUUAAUUAAGAUUAAAUGAUUUUUUUGGAUUUAAUUAAAAUUGUAAGGGAUAACAAUCUCUGCUAAGAGCAGCGAUAAGGAAAGCUCAGAUUUAAGACAUAAUUUAUAUCAUAAAUAUAAAAUAUAAAACACAUUUUUAUUUUCUGGCUUUUAACACCACGUGAGUUGUGUGGUCCUCUGUUUUUUUAUCUGUAUUCUAUCUGUAUUUUUAUGUGUUUUUAUCUUGUUUUCAAUUAUUUUA